Closterium sp. Naga37s-1 is the source of this 1293-nucleotide messenger RNA. NCBI's taxonomy places the organism in Eukaryota, Viridiplantae, Streptophyta, Zygnematophyceae, Desmidiales, Closteriaceae. The record is from the annotation of a GenBank genome assembly.
AUGCCUCCAGCGCCACAGGCGAAUCUAGUCGCGAAUCUAGUCGCUCACGACCCAACGUUUGAGGAGUACCUGAAAUGGCUCGCGGCAGGAAAACCCGCCGAAGAUCCUCCGGCGCCUAGCAACCAGGCGGUCGACCAAGGAGCAGAGGCAGGGCACGUAGCGGCGGCGACUGCUGGGCCGGGCGUUGCAACGGAGGGGACGGCUUUGUGGGGAACGUCGGACUUGGACGAUGGGGUGGACCCCGAAAUCCUCGCCGGGAUCGUGAUGCCGGACCCUGAAAUCGAGGUCAUGCGGGAGAAACUCGCAGCGGCAGCGGCUCCCACCGUGGAAGCGCAACAGCGUGCACCAGCCGCCUCGUCUGCACCUGCCUUCACCUCCGCGACUGGCGCCAAAUCCCCCCCGGCCGGAACCGGUGAGGUCGGCGACGGGAAGCAAAAGCGCAAGGGCAAGGCGAAGGCCGGCUCUUCCAAGGGGACGGCCAACGCGGCCCCGCAGGGUCGGAAGGGUUCAGGCGUCCGCGUUGACAAGGAUACGGGGCUGGUUGUGGCGGAGAUGAAGUUUGGCAGAAAGAGCCGUUACAUUUGCCGCUCUUUUGACAAGACGGAGGCCGCAUACUGCAGCGCGGUCGCCGUGUCCGCUUUCGAUGGCUACGUGAGGGACGUGAUUCUCGACGAGUUCGCUGGUGUCGAGGACGAUGUGAUGAAGGAGUAUAGGUUACAAGAGUUGGUCAAGGAGUACAACAGGUUGAGCAACGGCAAGGCCGCUCUCUCGGUGGCUCUUUGUCCGGCGCUGUGGCUCCGCGAACUUCUGGAGUCGACCAAGCCCGAGAAGCUCGCGAAGACCAAGAUGGCGGCCGACAUGAUCACACGCGCUGCGUUGUGUGCCGCAUUCGCACCUGGUGCCGCGAAAGUCACGCCCGUCCCGGACGUCGAGUUGGAGCGGUUACCCGAGAUCCUCACCGGGACAUCGUGCGCGGUGUGGUGCUUUUCGGAGACCAAUGCCACUUUGCGCGGAGCGUCCGAGGAGUUCACGCAUCGUUGUAAGAGCGUCAUCGAGGUGGUGCUUCAACGUGCGUCGUCCCGGACGCCCUCCGCAGCGGAGGUCGCCGACACGGUGACGAAGGUCCUGCAAGAGGAUGUGCUGCGCUCGCUGCCUGAGGACUGGGACGAGAAGGACCACGACGAGGUGAUCGCCCAUGUCAUGAUUGAGAACCUCGCCUUCUGGGGGACUGCGUUGUCGGCGGCCCUAAACUCAAAGCUCGCGGCGUCGUUUUGCCUAUUGACGCCGGGAUGA